Messenger RNA from Folsomia candida, 910 nucleotides. It is a transcript of the gene Csl4, whose product is annotated as exosome complex component CSL4. The transcript is spliced from 7 exons. NCBI's taxonomy places the organism in Eukaryota, Metazoa, Arthropoda, Collembola, Entomobryomorpha, Isotomidae. Bases 137 to 889 code for a protein of 250 amino acids. The record is from RefSeq and is a predicted model, not a curated record. Gene Ontology annotation, biological process: RNA processing. Gene Ontology annotation, cellular component: cytoplasm; nuclear exosome (RNase complex).
CUCGCAGUUGUCUGGGAAUGUGUGACAAUACGAGUCGUUGUUUUUAGCCGAGAAACGUGCUUGUGAAAUCAAUUGAGAUUGACAAGUAUACAUUUUUUUAGUUGAAAAAAUUGUUUAUUUGAGUGACAAACUGAUCAUGGAGGUUGACGAAGAUCAGCAAUUUGAGGAUAGCCAGAACCAAAGAAGUAAAAUCAAGAUUAAAGAAGGUACUCCCUGCUUACCAGGACAAAGGAUUUGUAAGGCCAAUGAGUAUUUUGAAGCUGGGGAGGGGGCUUACGAAUUUGGAAAUUCAAUUUUCUCAUCAGUGCUGGGCUACUUACAUGUUAAAGAGUCUCCUGAAGAAGAGUUGACUAUACUUUCUGUUGAAAGGAAAGAUGAUAAACCUAGUUUCACUGCGCCAUUCGUGGGCGCUGUUGUAACCUGUAUUGUCCUCUCAAGAACACCAAAAUUGGCCAGAUGCUUGAUAACACACGUCGGCAAAGUCAAGCUUUCUGACAUGGUCAAAGGCAUUAUCCGAAGAGAAUAUAUUUCCGAGAAACAUCGAGAUUUGUCGGAAAUUGAAACGAGUUUUGGAAUAGGAGACACUGUUUUAGCACGAAUAGUUGGAAUCGGCGAUGGAGAUUUUAUUAUGUCAACUGGUGAAGAUAACCUUGGUGUUGCUCAGUCUGUUAGCAAAGCAGGAUUUUUCAUGGUUCCUAUCGGAUGGACAAAAAUGGAGUGUCCUCGAACUAGAGAAGUACAGCCCAAGAAAGUCGCCAAAAUUGUUCAAGAUAGAAAUAUUGAAUACUGGAGAAAAAGGAAUGAAGAACUAAAACUAAAGGACAGAGGGAGUGACGAGAUAUCAAAAAAAUUAAAAACGGAAUAUAACGAGACUGGAAAACGGCAAUAAAAAUUUAUUUCAAUAUUAAAA